Molecule: messenger RNA, 999 nt
Organism: Morchella importuna
Lineage: Eukaryota; Fungi; Ascomycota; Pezizomycetes; Pezizales; Morchellaceae
Exons: 2
Coding region: 1-999 (332 amino acids)
Source: RefSeq, a predicted model, not a curated record
AUGGCUCCCCGACGCGGUGCAUCUGGAGAGAUGACAGGCCCUACAGAACCCUCACCAGAGGUUAUAUAUCCCAUCGUCGAUUAUAGCAACAGUCCGCGCGCCAUGAUGGAGGCUCCAGUAGCGAUCAACUGUCUCUAUCUGGUUGGGCUCCUUAGUUCCGCAUUCAUAUUCUACAGGUAUACCAACCGCGAUAUACGGAAAGGCCUACUCGCUCAGCUUCCAUUCGCGUUUAUUUUCCUCUCCUCCUCCACAAUCUUCAACAUCAUAACCGGUACACUUUUCCUCGCUGAGGAUUUGAGCGUCCGUCAGACAUAUAACAUAAUGCGGGGCUUCUUCACGAUGUGCUACUAUCUUGGAAAGUUGUGCUUGCUGGAGUCUGUAUUUUCAAUCCUGCAUAACCGCCUCUGCGCCCUCAGUCCCGGAAGAACACCGAGGCUCGCAUUGCUUAUGAUAUAUCUGGAUCGCUUUUUCGUGACGGUGAUGUUUGCGAUUGUCAUCACGAUAAUGGGGUUCAAUAUCAAGUACACCAUGGAUUCAAAUGAUAUGUAUCGUGGAAGAAACGGCGUCACGUGGGAGAACUCCGUGGGCCGCUAUCAGAUACACUGGGAUAGGGUCGUUUUUGUGUAUGACUUUAUGCUGCUUAUAUGUGGUCUUCAUUUCUCGAAUUUCUCAUCACACCUGCUACGCCGGGCAGAUAAGCUGAAUCAAGACAAAAGGGAAAUCAAGAUACUGCUGGCCCUUAUUUCAACAGCGAUAAUCGUCAACGGCAUGUUUUUUGUUCUUGUCGAUUUGAUGUCCCUCAGGGAUAUCGUAUAUCCCUGGGCGCGCAUCAAUGUUGCACAAACCGUUAUUGAUACUAUUACCAUGCACAGUGCUAUUGCUGGUGUUUUGUGGGUUGCGAUGAGGCGGGAGGAUUGGGUUCCUGGCAUCACGGGGAGCGGAACAGCGCCGCAUUUAAGAGAUAUCAUUAGGGAUCGAAGAAGACUACAGGGAUACUAG